This is a messenger RNA of Nestor notabilis (Kea), 734 nucleotides long. It is a transcript of the gene PYCR3, whose product is annotated as pyrroline-5-carboxylate reductase-like. The annotation marks the transcript as partial. Lineage: Eukaryota; Metazoa; Chordata; Aves; Psittaciformes; Psittacidae. The record is from RefSeq and is a predicted model, not a curated record. Gene Ontology annotation, biological process: L-proline biosynthetic process. Gene Ontology annotation, molecular function: pyrroline-5-carboxylate reductase activity. The transcript has 5 exons.
GGAAGGUGCCAGCCAGCAGCAUCCUGGCCAGUGCUCCCUCGGACAAAAACCUGGAUGCUUGGAGGGAGUCGGGCUGUCGGACCACACACUGCAACCUGGAGGUGCUGCAGGAGAGCACCGUGGUCAUCCUGGCCACCAAACCCCACGUGCUGCCGGGUGUGCUGCAGGAGAUCCGUCCUGCUGUGGGACCACACCAUGUCAUCAUCUCAUUGGUGGCUGGUGUCACCCUCCAGACACUGCAGAGGCUUCUCCCCAGUGGGACCAAGGUGCUGCGGCUCAUGCCCAACCUGCCCUGUGUGGUGCAGGCAGGAGCGAUGGUCUUCGCCCGGGGCAGUGGUGCUGGUGACGAGGAAGCCACCCUGCUGAAGAACCUGUUGUCCUCCUGUGGGCUCUGCGAGGAGGUCCCUGAGUCCUACAUCAACAUCCACACCGGCCUCAGUGGCAGUGGCGUGGCCUAUGUCUACCUGUUUGCUGAAGCACUGGCUGAGGGAGCAGUGAAGAUGGGAAUGCCGGGUGGCUUAGCCACCAGGAUCGCAGCUCAGACGCUGCUGGGUGCAGCAAAGAUGAUGCUGGAGACGGGGGAGCACCCGGCGAAGCUGCGAGGAGAUGUCUGCACGCCCGGGGGCACCACCAUCCACGCACUGCACCAGCUGGAGAAGGGCGCGUUGAGGGCCACUGUCAUGAACGCCGUGGAGGCGGCCACCAACCGGGCACGCAGCAUGGCCGAGGACUAA